AUGGCUUCUCACAGGGGCUGGAAAAUCUGUGCUACUGUUACUGGCAUUCUCUUCAUCACCAUCUUAGUGGUCUUAGUCGUUCUGUUCCUUACAGUCUUGAAGAUCAAAGAACCUGACAUUGUGGCGAGGCCGGUUAACCUAGAAAGCUAUGAAGUGGUGGUCUUUCCGGCGAUAAAGUUUAAUGUAUCGGUCGGAAUUUUGAUCACAGUGAAGAAUCGAAACUAUGGAAGCUUCAAGUAUGACAAUAGCACAGCUCUUAUCAGUUAUCGUGACAAAGUUAUCGCUGUAACUCCACUGAAAGAUGGUACGAUCCCAUCUCAUAAGAAGUAUAACAUCACGGCUUCUAUGGAUAUAUUAGCAGACAAACUGCUAUUUGAUUCAAACUUCCUAAGAGACUUGCGUGCCGGGGUACUCAAUUUUACUUCACACACCACAGUGCAUGGGAAGGGGAGCUUGUUGAAGAUCUUUCAUAAAAAGGCUACUAGUAAGACCGAUUGUAACAUCUCUAUCAUUGUUGCAUCUCAGAGCGUCGAUUCCGCUUGCACAACCUCGAUCAAGUUUUAG
Messenger RNA from Rosa rugosa (rugosa rose), 564 nucleotides. Its product is annotated as late embryogenesis abundant protein At1g64065-like. The coding region runs from base 1 to 564 and encodes 187 amino acids. The record is from RefSeq and is a predicted model, not a curated record. NCBI's taxonomy places the organism in Eukaryota, Viridiplantae, Streptophyta, Magnoliopsida, Rosales, Rosaceae. The transcript has a single exon.